AUGGCGCAGAAUACACAAGGCAACAAGCCCAAGUGGAAGGUCGGGUCUUUUUUACAACAGGCUGUCGCGGGUGUGGAAUCGAGACUCGACCAGAUAUUAGCGGAGGAGGAGGAUCAGAAACAAGUACAAGCGAAGAAUAUUGCUACAAAACCGAAGCCGGCGGAGCAAACCGGAAGUAUGGUCCAUUCUGUCCUUUACCUUUCCCGCAGCUCAUCCAAUGCUCGAAAGAAUGACCGGCUUCAAGAGCGCCUAGCUCGAGCAAUGGUGAAGAACUCGCCGGGUCCUCUCGCCACGCAAAGCUCCAGUCGGAACUCAUCACCCGUUACUAGUCCGGUCCCCAGCAACGGCGCCCGAUCUAGCAUGGACAUCGAUUCCAGCCUCGGAUCACCAGCUGUGGAUCCAGGGAGGCACUCGCGAAGCUCGAGUCGGGUUGAGGAUGCCUCGGUUGCAGCGGAGUCGCGUGACAGCUACGAUUCGGGCCUCCCACGAGGGUCAAACGACAUUAGCAGGCUAUCAACUGAAAGCGCAUUGCCUCCGCAUGCGCUUACGGAGAAUGGUGAUCAUGUCGCCCAGGACCCUACCCUUGAGGAGGCACAACCGUCUGCAGACGAAUCGAGACUCUCUGCGCCUACAACAUCGCUUUCUCCGACGGAGCCUGCUGAGGAGACUAGCAAUGAUUUAUCGAACGGUCAGGGGAAAACUGUCGGCGAUAUGCAACCCGAGGACAAAAUCGCUGAAUCUCAACGGCAAGAAGAGGUAUACGGCUACAUCGAGCGGAUCGAUGCACUGCAGUCGAAGCUCAAAUACCUUGCGAAAGAGGCUGCUGAAUCCGCCAAGCAGGCCGCGACAGCAGCGGAACCUGGCAGCGUAGAAAGACAGCUAAGGGAAAAGGACGAAAAGAUAGCCCUUCUUCUCGAAGAAGGUCAAAAGCUGUCCAAGACGGAAAUGGAUCAUCGAACGGCUAUCAAGAAGCUGAGGCAGCAGUUGAUGGAGAAUGCGAAAGCGCAAACUGAAGUUAAGAAAAAGACAGAAAAACUCGAGCGAGAUCUUGCUAGCGCAGAAACUCGAGCCAAACGAGCAGAAGCCGCCGAGAAGAGAGCCAAUGAUUCUCUCUCGACACAGACCAAGACAUCACAAGAUCUCGAAGCGGUGACUGCAGAACGGAACGCUCUGAGUCAAACUGUACAGGAAAUGAAGGGACAGCUUGCACGAGCCCUCGCUCGAGCGGAAGCAGUUGAAGCUAAGGCACAGUCCGAGGCACUUGAACAGGAAAAGCGCCGCGCCUCUCAGUUGGAGGAGGACCUUUCUAGCGUCAAAAUAGAAAGAGAUAUCAGCGAAGGGAAGCUGAGGCGUGAAAUAAGUGAUCUGCAGACUACCAUUGAGCAGGAGAAAGAGCGCGCUCGCAUGCUUGAAGUAGAACUCAAGGGUGAGCAGUCGAUGCUCGAAAGUAAGAUGGAGUCCCUUCGCUUUCGAGCCGAAGAAGCUUCGACUGGAGUGGCUGGCGAUACUCAGGUCAAAUUGCUCCGUCAGAUCGAGACCCUUCAGACUCAGUACGCCGUAGCUAGCGAGAAUUGGCAGACAUUAGAGGGUUCGUUGCUUGCUCGGUUGGCGAAUGUUGAAAAGGAGCGGGAUGAAGCCGCACGGCGCGAGAGCGAGAUGCGACGGAAGAUCCGUGAGAUGAAUUUGAAAGCAAAACGAAUCGAAGAAGAGCUCGAGACCGCGAAAGAGACUGAGCACGAUCUUGAGAGUAAAUUCGAGGAGGCAACUGAAGAGAUCAAAAAGCUGGAACAGAAACUCAAAAAAGCCACUGAGGAUCUGGGCUUAGCUCAUAAAGAUUUUGCGGAGCAGCAGAAAGUGAUCGAUGCCACAUGGACACAGAAGCUCGAGGAUGAGCGUGCGAAAUUGCGUGAGCAGAUGUCUCCGUCGCCGGUCUUCUUGCAACAGCCCCGAACGCAGUCUCCAGUGGCGUACAGUCGCCGGCCUAGUGCUCUAGAACCCAUCGGAACGUUGUCCGAUUAUCGACCAAGCAGUCGACGUCCAUCGACGUUGCCAACGUCGCCCGACAUGGGCAAUCUCUCACGCCAGAACUCAUUUCCCUUGUCCACUCAGUCCAUUCUCUCGCCCUCAACUGCAACCAGCUCGAUACAUCUCCCCAUUCCGGAGACGCCCUCAAUCAAUUAUGAGCAUGAUGAGCUCUUCAGUCGCUCUGCCACCCCCUCCGCAUAUGGCGGAGCACCCACGCAGCACUCGCGCGGCAUUAACGAUAUCAUCUCAGAGUCCACAGUUGGCGCAGGACCCUCAGUGCAGUUGGUCGAGCGCAUGAGUGCCACCGUCCGCCGGCUCGAGAGCGAACGCGCCGCAUCGAAGGACGAGCUUUCUCGGAUUACCGCGCAGCGUGACGAAGCCCGACAACAGGUCGUGGAUCUAAUGCGCGAAGUUGAGACGAAGCAAACUUCUGAUACACGCGUGCACGAGCUUGAACAGCGGUUUGAUGAACUUGACCAGCGGUACCAGACCACCUUAGAAAUGCUGGGAGAAAAGAGCGAGCAGGUGGAGGAGUUAGAGGCAGAUAUCGCCGAUCUCAAGAAGAUUUACCGCGAGUUGGUCGACAGUACGAUGAAAUGAGGCUAUUGUCUCUAUGCACGCCGCCCUUUUUUACUACUGAGAUCUUUCCCUUUGUACAUAGAGAGUCUUUGCUCCGGGCUAGAUCGCUCUAGACGAUGUUAUGUGAUGCAUGUCCGCUUGUUAAAAAGAAUUAUUGAAACAGUCUUGGGUCUGGAAAAGACUCCGGGUAUCCAGUCUAAUUAUUUAUUGAGAA
Messenger RNA from Aspergillus uvarum CBS 121591, 2818 nucleotides. RefSeq names its product M protein repeat protein. The coding region runs from base 1 to 2625 and encodes 874 amino acids. Gene Ontology annotation, cellular component: Golgi apparatus; endoplasmic reticulum. The record is from RefSeq and is a predicted model, not a curated record. The transcript is spliced from 3 exons. NCBI's taxonomy places the organism in Eukaryota, Fungi, Ascomycota, Eurotiomycetes, Eurotiales, Aspergillaceae.